AUGGAAGCCACAAAGAAAACAAUUCCCGAUAACACAGACCCUGAUAAUGAUGUCUGGCUGUCACCUCUGUCCCUUGGGUUCUUCAUUAAUGCUAAGUUGAUGGGGUUGAACAUCAUAUUGAGUAUCCCAGUGGUUCUUGCAGAUGGCACCCUUGAUGAAUCUAAUAUUGGACCGCUACGAUGUGAUUUUAGCGGCGUCGAUGUGAGGAGUGUGAAGUGGAUGCUGACUGCGGGAGCACCAAUCCAUGAAAACCUACGCCGUACAAUCUCAGAUAACUUUGGAGGAGUUCACUUGACGCUAGAAUGGGCAACAUCGGAGACCAUGCUUCCAGCUAUCCAGUUGGAUGAGUCGACCAAAAAGCCUGGGUCAAGUGAAACCUUGGUAAAUGGAAUCCAGGCCAAGGUUAUCAAUACGGAAACUGGGGAAGAAUGUGGUAUAGGGGAAGAGGGAGAAAUCCUCGUCCGUAACAAGCUUGCAAGGUACAGCGGUUACAAGGACAACGAGGCCGCAAACCAGGACUUUGAUUAUGAGGGCUGGUUCCACAUCAAAGAUUACGGCCAACUCGACGAGAAUUGCAACUUCUACAUCAUAGACCGUAUUAAGGAACUCCUGAAGGUUGGUGAAGGCCAUGAAUCUCACGUUUCCGCCAGUGAACUUGAGUCUGUGAUAUUUGAACAUCCAGCUGUUGCCAAUGUAGUGGUCGUUGGUACUCGAAACUACGACACACAAAUGGACGAGCCAUCUGCCUUCGUUAUUUUAAACCCCGAAUAUUCCAAUAACAGCAAAAUAGCAAAGAUGAGAGUUGAGCAGUUUGCAGCCGAGAAAUUGACCGGUCUGAGACGACUCACAGGAGGAAUUCACUGGCUUUCGAGCUACCCAACGACUGGCUUCAAGGUUGAUCGUAAGAAGCUAAAAUCCAUGGUUCCAGAGAAACAAAAGCCUAUGGCAACCGGCCUUUUUUUUUCCCCUAUUUUGGCAAACUAG
Molecule: messenger RNA, 984 nt
Organism: Trichophyton rubrum CBS 118892
Lineage: Eukaryota; Fungi; Ascomycota; Eurotiomycetes; Onygenales; Arthrodermataceae
Exons: 2
Coding region: 1-984 (327 amino acids)
Biological process (GO): secondary metabolic process
Molecular function (GO): CoA-ligase activity
Source: RefSeq, a predicted model, not a curated record